GCAAAGGCUGUAAGUUAUCUUCUAUCGCUUCAAAAAUGGAAACCCUUGUGUUGGUUCAGCGUAAAGUCAUAAUACCAAACAAAUAUGGUGAAAAACUUGUGGGCAUAUUGCAUGAAACUGAAUCUCCGGAGAUUGUAAUCAUAUGCCACGGUUAUCGGUCCUCGAAGGGAGAUAAUAUUAUGGUGAACCUUGCUGUUGCAUUGGAAAAUGAAAGAAUCAGUGCCUUCCGUUUUGACUUUGCUGGAAAUGGUGAAAGUGAAGGUUCAUUUGAGUAUGGUAACUACUGUAGAGAGGCUGAUGACUUACAUGCUGUAGUCAAACACUUCUCUGGUGCAAACCGUAUAAUAAGUUCAAUCCUUGGGCAUAGUAAAGGAGGCAAUGUGGUACUACUGUAUGCUUCAAAAUAUCAUGAUAUCGACACAGUUGUCAAUGUUUCUGGCCGUUAUGAUCUGACAAAAGGCAUUGAAGAACGCUUCGGGAAAGACUUUAUGCAAAGAAUCAAAGAGGAUGGAUUUUUUGACAUUAAGGAUAAAAAAGGAGGUGUUAAUUACCGUGUGACUGAGGAAAGUUUAAUGGAUCGCUUAUGUACAAAUAUGCAUGAAGCAUGUCUUCAGAUUCCCAAAGAGUGCAGGUGA
Corylus avellana is the source of this 635-nucleotide messenger RNA. The record is from RefSeq and is a predicted model, not a curated record. Lineage: Eukaryota; Viridiplantae; Streptophyta; Magnoliopsida; Fagales; Betulaceae.